AUGUCUCUCCUUUUGAAAAUCGAGCUUUGUUUGAAAAUCGAGCAAUGCUUUUCCCGUAUCAUUCCGCUAGACAUUUUCCGUCGAUGUCUUGAGUGUGUAUUUACGCCCACCAAAUCGGAAUACGAGAUCAAAGUGGCCAAGGAUGUGGACAUAAAAAACUCGGAGUGCUAUCAGAAUCCCAAGACUAUCCCAUGCCCCGGACAUUGCUUUAAAACUUACGUUGAGUCAAAAUAUUAUGGUCGAAACAUCUUGGAAGGUGCCAUAUUCGGUUGCUCCAAUGAAACUCUUGAUGAAGAACCCUCAAAAUUGAUAAUUCCAAAAAAAGUAUCGAUGGGAAAACUUGACCUGGAGGACAACUACGUUUCACUUUUGACUGAAGUAGCCCAUUCUGUAAAAAAACAAUUCUACAUAGUGUUCAAAAAGGCCGAGCUCAUUUCUAUGGCCUAUAACUUUGUUCAUAGACAAUAUAAUGUUUUCCAAAUAUGUAGUAUCAUUUGUAGUACUUGUGAGUUUUAUUAUAUCCUAUUUAUAUGGUCCAAAAAUUCUAAAAGAAACCAUGGCAAGGCCAUCCAGGUCCCCGUUUUUAUGCUUUCAGCUAUUGACCAUGCCCUGGGUAAAACUUUUGAUUCUUCUUCUCUCCACCUUCUCAUCCAUCCCCUCCCAAGAUUCCAACGAGGAACAGUCCGAAAAUCUCAAAUGCAUUUCAUGCGCAACAAAAACUAUAAGCUUAUAAACCAAAUAUUGGGAUUUUCGUUUCAUCAAAUGGAAAUGAAUAUCGGAAAAGAAGUAUUCGUUCCUUGCGAUGAGAACCACCUCAACUUUCUACCAUGCGAUGGACACUGUGUCGUUAUUUCUGUUGUAUAUGAACGCAAAAAUAAGAAGCAAAGUGUAAUAGUUAACACUUCUUUAUAUUCUCUUUGUCUUCAAAAGAGCAGCUAUAUUUCAGGCUACAUUACGGGAUGCUCCACGAAUCUAUUUCAUGUUGACCAACCAACGAAACCUCGUAUUUUUCCACAGUAUACGUUGGUUCCACUGUAUUUUCAAGACGAAAACGCUAACAUGGUUUACAAAUGUGCACUGAGAACAAGAGAAAAAUUCGAAGAACGAUCUGUCCAUGUAUCCCAAUCAAUCGGAAUCCAUGACAUCGCUUUUAUAAUUCUAUUCAGCUUCCUUCUCCUUAUUCUCCUUUUUGCUAUAAUUGUCAUUUUCCGCUAA
Caenorhabditis briggsae is the source of this 1215-nucleotide messenger RNA. NCBI's taxonomy places the organism in Eukaryota, Metazoa, Nematoda, Chromadorea, Rhabditida, Rhabditidae. The transcript is spliced from 6 exons. The record is from RefSeq and is a predicted model, not a curated record. Bases 1 to 1215 code for a protein of 404 amino acids.